AUGCAACCACCAGGUCAGCAUUCGCGUAUAAAUCUCGCUGAUUUGAAGGCUCAGAUAGUUACGAAACUUGGAUCGGAAAGAUCAAAACAGUAUUUCUAUUUCUUGAGUAGAUUCUUGAGUUCCAAGAUAAGCCGAGUUGAAUUCAAUAAGCUUUGUUUGCGUGUUCUCAGCAGAGAGAAUAUUCCACUUCAUAAUCAGUUCAUUCGUGCCAUUCUUAAAAACGCAUGUGCCUCAAAAAUCCCACCUCCGGUAUACAAACAUGAAAUUCCAAAGUCUUCCAAUGCUGUUCAAACUCGAGAGCUUCCAUCCGAUGGGAAUUGGAAACCCCCAACUCCGACAGCUCUUUCAAACGGGGACAUUCUAUCGAAUUCACAUCGCCAAAAUCCUUUUGGGCCAAACGGAAAGAUAAACAUAAGAAAUGGAUUAAAAAGCCAAUCAGCUUCGGCUUGGAGUUCACUACAUGCACCUCUAGGUGUUCCCUUAUGCCCUGGAAGUGUGGGUGGGGCCCGCAGGGCAGUUCCUUUGGUUAACUAUAGAAGUAACUUUGUUUCUUCAUCUGAUAUAGGCAUUUUGUUAGAUUCGGUUGCUCUUAAGGAGCGGUUGGAACGAAUUGCUGCAACACAGGGCCUUCAAGGAGUAUCGGCUGAUUCUGCGAAUAUUUUGAACAAUGGGCUUAACUGUUACUUAAAGAAUUUGAUGUCUUCUUGUAUUCACUUAUCGCGUGCAAGCUCGAAUACACAACAGACUCCAUCCAGAUACAUUAAUGGUCAUCAUUCAAAUAGGGUUGGGGAGGAGGAAGGAGUUCAUGGAGUAAAAUCGAAAGUUUCGAUUUCUCUGCAAGAUUUUAGGGUUGCAAUGGAGAUGAACCCACUUCAGCUUGGUGAAGAUUGGCCAAUAUUACUGGAGAAAAUUUGCACCCAUUCUUUUGAAGAAUGA
Molecule: messenger RNA, 936 nt
Organism: Impatiens glandulifera
Lineage: Eukaryota; Viridiplantae; Streptophyta; Magnoliopsida; Ericales; Balsaminaceae
Exons: 1
Coding region: 1-936 (311 amino acids)
Biological process (GO): regulation of transcription by RNA polymerase II
Cellular component (GO): SAGA complex
Molecular function (GO): transcription coactivator activity
Source: RefSeq, a predicted model, not a curated record